GUAAUUACGACACAGGCUGGCUAUGAGCGAGAUCGUCAUAUUUUGCGCACCAUUGUACCUGUAAGCAACAAGCAAAAGAAGAAUCAGACGUUUCUAAUCAAUUGUUUUCUCCUCGAGUAAGUUGUGUGAUGUCAGGAAUGCUUCGCAGCUCACGUCGAGCAGCAGACACUCCGCGUCAACCCAGGGAAUCUAGGCGGUAUGGUCCUCAUAAGAUUUCCUACAGUGUUUUAGUGGAACUUAAGUAUUACCGGGACCUAUACCUUAAACAAUACAAUCUGGACAUCUGUGACUAUCGGCCAUACCAUCUAUAUAGAAAAUUUCUAGAGGAUGAGAGUCUGUUUGGCACCGUCAAUUCUGAUGAGGAGGAGGAAGAUGCAGAUGAAGAGGAGGUCAAAGGCGAGAUCCAUGUUGAAAAUAUCGAUCUGCUGAAUGAAAAAAAUUGGCGCCAACCACCAUACAGAUGAUUACAAAUGCAUACGAAAGAGGGUUGUGGAGGGGAAAGAAGAGCCAGCUGCCCUUGUAGUAAGACGUGGACAGGUCUUCCUCAUCAUGAUGACAUUUGACCGGGACUUUGAUGCAAAAAAACAUGACCUCCAGCUGCAGUUCAAAACUGGAUUGGACCCAUCCGCGCUACGAGGUACCGACGUCACUAUCAAUAUUGACGAAGAAGGGAACAAGUUUGACAACAGCAAUAAGUGGCAGGCCAGAGUAACCUCCGAGAUGCCAGCUAAGACAUUAAAGGUGGAGAUAUUCCCUCCGUCGAAUUGCAUCAUCGGGGAGUGGGAUCUGCAUGUAUAUACAAUCUCCAAAGACAAACGGGGAGAAAAAAAGAAACUUCACUAUAAACACGACCAGGACAUCUUCAUCAUAUUCAACGCCUGGUGCAAAGAGGAUGAAGUAUAUUUCCCGGAAGACCCCAAUUUCAGCACUGAUGUUGACCCAAGAGAUGAGUACGUUUUGAACCCUUCGGGAGCAGUAUACCGGACAAAAUUGAGGCCCAAAGCCUGGAUAUUUGGACAAUUUGACAACGACAUUCUUCAAAUCAGCCUGAGAUUGGUUACCAGAUAUUUUGAUGGAGUUGUCGACAAUAAAAUGGGAAGUGCUGCAUAUGUUUCGAGGGCCAUAUCUUCAAUGGUGAACUUCAACGACAAAGGCGGUGUUCUCUAUGGUCGGUGGGACGGGUUGUAUGCCGAUGGAGAUUCCCCGUCUUCUUGGUCAGAAACGCCGAAGAUCUUGCGACAGUAUCGGGACGAAGGACCGGUUAAAUACGGCCAAUGCUGGGUAUUUUCUGCCAUCACAGUUACGGUCUGUAGGGCUCUUGGGAUUCCCUGCAGAAGUGUCACCAAUUACUCGUCCGCCCAUGAUGUUGACGGUACCUGUGAGAUAGAAAGAGUCAUGGCGGAUAACGGCUACGAUUACGAGACUAAGGAAGGAGACAGUGUUUGGAACUUUCAUGUCUGGAAUGAAGCAUGGAUGAAAAGAAAUGACUUCGAAAAAAGAAUCUUUGAUGGAUGGCAAAUCGUGGACGCAACUCCACAGGAAAAAAGCGAAGGUUUGUUCCAGUGCGGACCAUGUCCUCUUCGCGCGGUGUUCAUGGGUCUUACCUACCUACCAAUCGACGCUGGAUUUGUAUACGCCGAGGUCAACAGCGAUAUCGUGUAUUACCAAAAGAAAGGCUACAAUGCAUACAAGAGGGUAAAGACGGUAAAAGACGAUGUUGGUAAGAAUAUAAGCACCAAAAAACCAGACGGGGAUUCUCUAUCAAACAUAGGUUCCCAGAGAUGGAUGCAGAGGCUAGAUGUCACCAAACUCUACAAACACGAUGAAGGCACUCCUGAAGAGAGGAUUGCUGCGGCGAGAGCAAGAAGAUUUGCUGGCAACGUAGUGGAAGAAGUGCUUCAGGAAGUCACCAUUACCAUUACACAGAAGAAGGAAGAAACUUAUCUUGGCGAACCCAUCGAGUUUGUUACUCUUGUGAAAAACACGAGCGACGACAAAAAAAGGAGAAUGAAAAUUUCCAGCCUGACAUUCAGGCUCAGUUCCAUUGACUACACAGGGCACAAACGAGUACCGAUUAAGAGCGGUGAGCACAAGGACUUCUUCCUGAACCCCGACGAAGAGAAACCCUUUGACAUGAAGUUUGCAUGGGAAGAUUACAAUGGAAAGCGUCAGGAUUCGUUUGACUUUAGUUUAACUGUGGUCGCCAAUGUUGACAAAUCUGGGAACUCCUUCCCAGAAAAUAAAGUCGUCAGUCUCUUAAACCCUGCUGUCCUUGAAAUAGAGGCGGACACUCAAUGCAAAGUCGGACAAUCCAUUGAAGUUAAAAUAUCGGUAACUAACCCCCUUCCAAUUACUCUGACUGGCUGUAUACUAAAGAUUGCUGACGAAAAGUUCGACGACCACCCAGAAAUAAAAGAAAGCGAUCUCAAACAGAACGAAACAUUAAGGAGAAGUUUCAAGCUGACGGCCAAUCGAAAGGGAAAAGGAUUGAUCAUUGUUACCCUUGACACAAAAGAGCUUCCAGACAUCAUGGAAUUUAAGGACGUCAUGAUCAUGUAAUGAAUUCUGUCCAUACGUGACCGUCCCUAGUGAUGCCUAGUAUCUAGCGGUAUAUAUGACAAUUCAAAACAAAACAAACCAUUUCGCUAUUUCAGUGUCAAUGACUUUGUCGGCACUCCUAAGAGUAGAUAUAGUCUAUUUGCAUAUAUAUCCUUUAAGAAUUUCUAGGAAUUUCCAUAUUGAAUUGUGCCAUAUUUUCAAAAGAGGACUUUCGAAUUGUUAUCUCAGGUUUUAUAUACCAAUGCUGCACAUGUAUCAUGACGAUAAAAAUGUCACGAAUUACAAUAAAAAAAAUCUCGGAUUUAGACCUUAAUGAUUAAGUUGAACAUAUUAUAUAAUGGACAUCUGUAUGGUAAAUUGCGUUUUGACCAUAACAAGUGUUCUAAAAAGAUGGGUUAUAUGAUGUUUGCACAUUUAGCGAGCCUCUCUCAAAUUAUUAUGUCUAAUGCCAUAUUCACAUACAUAUUAAACUGCUUUCCCAAUUCUAAUAUAUUUUGUCAUUAUAUGAAUAUUAUUUUGAAAAUUAAACAAAACCGAAGUUUUUCUACAGUGAAUGUAAUAGCAAGAACAAGCAGUUUGAAGAAACCUAACAUAAGCAGUCUUGUAUUUGAAUAAGUA
Pecten maximus is the source of this 3177-nucleotide messenger RNA. Its product is annotated as protein-glutamine gamma-glutamyltransferase K-like. The transcript is spliced from 17 exons. The coding region runs from base 430 to 2559 and encodes 709 amino acids. The record is from RefSeq and is a predicted model, not a curated record. Gene Ontology annotation, molecular function: protein-glutamine gamma-glutamyltransferase activity. Gene Ontology annotation, biological process: peptide cross-linking. Lineage: Eukaryota; Metazoa; Mollusca; Bivalvia; Pectinida; Pectinidae.